ACCAAAUCAUGGUAAUAAUCCUUUUAGUGAGACCGUUGUUCAAGAUGAUGUUUAAGGGUGAUAAUAAAACAAAUGUUUACUGAGGUUUUCUUUUCCUUUACAGGAUUACAACAGCUGUGCCUUUGGAAAACAGAACACCAGUGGAAACGCCAACCCCCGCCCCUGUAGCAGUGAUCAGUGCAACUGAAGAGAAAAAACAAGACAAAAAACAAGCCCAGGCAGAUAAGAAAGGUGAAGCAGUAGAGAAGGUCACAGUUGAGGAAAAGGUCCCAGCUGAAAAUGAAAGUCAACCACCAGAGAAAGAAACAAAAGAACAGAAUGAUGUACAAAAGGAAAAUGUAGAAAAGGUGGAAGAAGUGAACAAAGAACCAAAUGAAGUCACCAUGGGGCACAGAACGAAUGUUUUAGGUGAAGAAUCAAAAGGAACUCAAGUUAAAGUCACAGAGGAAGCAAAUGUGCCUACAGAAAACUUUGGUGCAACGUCGUCCCAGCCUCCUGCUCGAUCAGGUCCAACAACGAAAAAAGGACCAAAAUUUAAGCAAAGGGGGUCAAAGGAAUUCAAAAGCAAACCACCCAAAAGAGGAGUUAUUGGAUUUGAAGAAAUCCCUGGAAUGGACGGCUUAGGCGCAGACAUCACCAUCAUUUGCCCGUGGGAAGCGUAUAGCCAUCUUGAGCUGCACGAACUUGCACAGUAUGGAAUUAUUUGAAGAUUAGGGUUUUCUAUGGUUUUUGUUUGUGUAUAAAUACUUUUUUUUUUUUUUUUUUUUUUUUUUUAACUAUGAAGCCUUCUCUGCAUUUUGUCUACUUAAGAAGUUGGACUGUUAAACGUUGGAUAACAGUAGCAAGAGAAAUUAAUAAAUAAAGGAAUGGCAUGGAAGAGUGAAUCAGUUUAGUCUGAUAUACACUGCUCCGAAGACCCAUACAUUAUAUCAGUAACCACCAACCCCUUGGAUGUUGCACCCAGUGGUCUCAAAGCAGAUGAUUAUUUUUCAAUUCCAGGCAAGUUUUGAUUGUAUAAAAAUCACACAAAAAAUCUGCCAAACAGAGUCUCCUGAAGGCUGCCAGACCAUAUAUGGGCCACCAAUAGCCAAUCACAGCCCUUAUUUGGUACCUCCAAGAACUUAUUUCAUGUGUAUGUUGUAGCCCAACUCUUUUUACAUUUAAAUGUGGCUCA
This is a messenger RNA of Xenopus laevis (African clawed frog), 1174 nucleotides long. Its product is annotated as retinal cone rhodopsin-sensitive cGMP 3',5'-cyclic phosphodiesterase subunit gamma-like. The record is from RefSeq and is a predicted model, not a curated record. The coding region runs from base 384 to 707 and encodes 107 amino acids. The transcript has 3 exons. NCBI's taxonomy places the organism in Eukaryota, Metazoa, Chordata, Amphibia, Anura, Pipidae.